Messenger RNA from Saccoglossus kowalevskii, 599 nucleotides. Its product is annotated as solute carrier family 49 member A3-like. Gene Ontology annotation, cellular component: membrane. NCBI's taxonomy places the organism in Eukaryota, Metazoa, Hemichordata, Enteropneusta, Harrimaniidae. The record is from RefSeq and is a predicted model, not a curated record. Gene Ontology annotation, biological process: transmembrane transport. Gene Ontology annotation, molecular function: transmembrane transporter activity.
GCAUUGUUCUUGGUGUACAAAAUGCUGUGGGUAUUGUUGGAGGUGUUGCUGCUUCAAUAUUUACAGACAGAACAAGAUUGUUUGAGGAGACUGCUAAAGUGACUCUUGCACUUUCAUCAGUAUUCACAUCUUUAAUGAUGGUGACUUCCUGUAUUCCUCAUCAAGAAGUGUUGAUUGUAAUAUUUUUUAUGUGUCAAGGUAUUGUUUCAAGUGCAUCCUACCCAGUCACUGUAGAAUUGAUGAUUGAAACAUCAUAUCCAGUAGCAGAAGCCACAUCACUUGGACUUUCUCUGAUUGUUAUGCAUGUACAAGCCAUAAUAUUUACAUUUGUGUUAGAGUCUUUGAGUCGACCAAUGACUGAAUAUGAGAGAAUACAUCAGAAAUGCAUUUCUGCUCAUCACAAUCCAUCUUAUAAUAAUACCCAACCAAAAGACAUGACAGUUGCCAUGUUGUUUUAUGCCGGUCUCUCCGCACUACAAGCUAUUGGAAUCAUUAUAUUCUUUAAGUCAGAGAACAGAAGAAUAAAGAAAGAGAAGAUUGAAAAAAUAAUAGUAAAUAACCAAUGCUCAAUGAAUGAAGAUAAACCACUAAAUAUUUAG